Messenger RNA from Triplophysa rosa, 4010 nucleotides. It is a transcript of the gene frzb, whose product is annotated as frizzled related protein. Gene Ontology annotation, biological process: non-canonical Wnt signaling pathway; canonical Wnt signaling pathway. Gene Ontology annotation, cellular component: cytoplasm. The coding region runs from base 587 to 1540 and encodes 317 amino acids. The transcript has 7 exons. Gene Ontology annotation, molecular function: Wnt-protein binding. Lineage: Eukaryota; Metazoa; Chordata; Actinopteri; Cypriniformes; Nemacheilidae. The record is from RefSeq and is a predicted model, not a curated record.
CCUUAUGUCCACAACACUAUUUAUGUAGUGUUUUACGCAAUCAAACACAGCUUUUGUCUUAGUUAAAGACAUUUAUGGCGGCAGUAAGUCAACAGUGUGUGUGUGUUUGAGUGCGCAACAGGAGACAGGAGUGAUGAGGGAGGUGGGCUGGGGUCCCGCUGUUUUAUGUCCCCAGCCCACCUCCACCACUCCACCACUCCUCCUUCUCUUCCUCCUCCUCUCCGUCUUCUCCAGCUUCUUCAAGCCGCUUUCUUUCCGCUGGACCUGAACUGGACUUCACUUACCCAGAAGGAACCCAAAGACUUCUCUCGCGCGUCACCAUUUCCAAGAGAUUUCCUUUAUACGUUUUCCUCCUCGAACGAGAAUUUUAAAACAUGAGCUCUUUUCCUCCGUGUGCCUGAAUGUCGCAAGACUUCAAUAAGGUGAAGUUAGUCUUCUAAAGACCUUUUGGGGGGGACCGCUUGAGGUUUUGCGCACAACAGUCAAGUCACCGGAAGAUCACUCGAGGUUUUGCGCGCAACAGUCAGAUCUCCGGAGAAUCUCCAUGGUGAAUUAUAAUUAGCGUCUGCUCUCCGUUUUGUGAUUUAUGACCAACCCAAAGAUGUUUUCCCACGAAAUGUUCAUCUGCGUCCUGGCUAUUGCGUGUCUCUUGGAGAUCCCAAGAUCGCAGGCGGCGUCCUGCGAGCCCAUCCGCAUCCCCAUGUGCAGAUCCAUGCCGUGGAACAUGACCAAAAUGCCCAACCAUCUCCAUCACAGCACUCAGGCCAACGCCGUGCUCGCCAUCGAGCAGUUUGAAGGGCUUUUGGGCACCCAGUGCAGCCCGGACCUGCUGUUCUUCCUCUGCGCCAUGUAUGCGCCCAUAUGCACCAUCGACUUCCAGCAUGACCCCAUCAAGCCGUGCAAGUCGGUCUGCGAACGGGCGAAGUGCGGCUGUGAGCCGGUCAUGAAGAGAUACAACCACACGUGGCCGGAGAGCCUGGCCUGUGAGGAGCUACCCGUGUAUGACCGAGGAGUCUGCAUCUCACCUGAAGCAAUAGUCAAAGCUGAGGGACCAGAUAAUCCUUACUAUCAAGACCCUUCGAAAUGUAACCCUGAGGGAAACCCAGACUUCCCCAUGGAUUCACACAAUGGGAACUGUAAAGGAGCUAAUGAUCGUUGUAAGUGCAAGUCUGUAAGGCUUGGCCAAAAAACAUACGAAAGGAACAAUUACAAUUACGUCAUCCGAGCGAGGGUGAAAGAAAUAAAAACUCGAAACCACGAUCUGAGCGCCAUCGUCGAGGUCAAGGACGUUCUGAAGUCAUCUCUGGUCAACAUUCCUCGAGACACAGUAACUCUUUAUUACAACUCGGUCUGUGCGUGUCCUCAACUAGCAGCCAAUGAGGAAUAUAUUAUCAUGGGUUAUGAGAACGAGGAAAGGUCCAGAUUGCUGCUCAUUGACGGGUCCAUUGCACAGAAGUGGAGGGACAAAAUGGGCCGUAAAGUGAAGCGCUGGGAGCAGACCAGGGCAAUCAAGGCCAACAAGAGACAAAGCCGCAAAUAAGCGCCCUCACGUAAACAAGCCUAGGGAGGAGAAGAGCUUCACCAAACUGAAAAAUUGCACUAUUGUACUUUUUUGUUUAAAAAUGUUUGCCUGAGACCAAAUGUUUUGUUUUUGCUACGUUUUAUAGUUGUUAUUCGCCUAAAGAAAAUGUUGCCUUUGCACAGACAAAAUGUUUCCUUGUGUAUAGUUGUUUGGGAAGGGUGUCGAGGGGCGGUCACUCGGUCAGCGAUUGCCGACGGCAGUAGGAAGGUAUGAGAAAAGCAUAAUAUUUUGGGGGAGCCUUUCUGAGAUGCCCGUGUGCUUUAAGCUCCGUGUGUAUAAAGAAACAAGCACGCUCUCAUUACAAACUGCAGCUGCGGUAAAUUUUUUCCCCUCUGGAGGAUUAAACAUUCUUCGAAAGAACAAUGAACAGUUUGGGGGCAGAGAAUCCUUCGGCAGAAAUCACAGAGACAGCCAAGAUUAGAGGCGUAACAUUAUCAUGGACGACGAAAACAAGCCCUUGGGCUUUCUGAAUGAUGUUCAUUUAAAGAAAAACAUGCAUUUGAUAUGUCUAUAGUUUGGUUCUUUUACACUGCAUUAUACAUGCUUGUCAUUUCAAUGUUCUAUUAAUUGAAACAGCUAUUAUUGAUGCAAACUAAAUAUCACAUUCUGUACACAGUCUAUAACGCAGUUUACAGCCUUUAUUAAACACACCUGGCUGGGCAUGACCAUGUUAUGUUUGUAUGCAUUGUAAAUGACAUCAGUUUUGCAAACAGACACGUUGUCUUCCCAGACAAACAAGCAAACAUUACUGUAUUUUGGUUUAAGUAAAGAUGUUUAAUCUAAUUUGACGCUGUGUGCAUCUGUCAAAAGAGUGUGUACCGAACGCUGACCUGGAGCCGGUCCAGUCUAACAUGCUUUUGCACAGUUUUGGGAAAGCAUUCCAGCUCUCGGGAAAGAGAGACGGUCUCUGUUUAUGCUUCUCAAUGCAGCGACUCAGUUCUGGCCUCGGCACUACAGUAAUCUACAGUAAUAGAGCUGCUUCUUGUAAACAACCUGCUGCUUGGAGUUACUGCAGUGACAGCUGCUCACCCUGCGUACCCCAGAUUUAAUGCCCGCGAGGUGAAUUCACUGUUUAUUAAAAUUGGAGAUUUGGGACUUGUCAAAAUGAACGGCUAACAAUAAGCUUGUGUUUGCUAACAUUAGUAAAUACGUUAACUAACAUGAGCACAGAGCAAUAUCCUUGUCAGCAUUUAUUAAUUUUGUGUGAAUGUUAGUUAAUGCAAAUACAAAUCUUUAUGUUUACUGUGCAUGAACUCAUGAUACAACCUUUGAUUUUAAAAAGUAUAGGUGCUGAAAUUAAAUACGAUGUUUAUAAUUGCCUAUUGUUAGUUCAUGUCACCUAAUGCAUUAACUGAUGUUAACAAAUAGCCUACAAGCUUAUUGUAAAGUGAUGGGCCUACCAAUGAACUUUUUGGAAAAGUUUCUCUUUUAGGAAAAAAACAAACUAGAGAGAUUGACUCAUGUCGCACUCCCUGGCAUAUACAAUCUUGUUUGCAUUCAUAAAAAUCACCAAAAAGUACUGUAAAGCAACUGUAAAAAUAUUAAAUCAAAUUGGCUUUACAAGUCACUUGAAUUUAAAUGAUAUUAAACUGACUUAUAGACGGUUUCAUCGGACGCACGCCUGGCCCGCAGUUAACUUCCGGCCUGUGUUUGGUUAUAAUAUAACAAUUUAUUUUUUAUUUAAUUUAUAUGAAUAUUUUAUUGUAUAUCAAUAGUAUUGAAAUAAAUUAAAACUACUCAGCAGUUAUUGACUCUUUGUGGAGGUCUCCUGGAAGUUACGUUUAGGCCACAUAACGUUUGUUGAUGUUGUUGCCGUUGAAACCGUCUAUAAAAUGAAAGUAAAAUAACUAGAUUUUUAAAUUAUAAGACCUAGACUUGUGAAGGCAAUUUGGUUUAACAAAAAAAUGAAGGCAGCUUUUAAUCUAAAGUUUUUUGGUUCAAAUAGGUGAAUUUUUAUAGUGUAUGGUACUCUCUUGGGUUUUGCACAUCCUUGCAAGUAUUUUGAAGCGCCAUGUAAAUACAGCCUUAUGUCAUCACGGUACUUUUUGACAUGGUAGAAUGAGCCUCUCCCCUUUGUAUACCACCUCCAAAAGCAAAUAGCAUUGUGGUUCAUGGCUAUGAUCUGCUUUUUUGAGCUCAUCAGUAUUUUUGCAUUUCUGUUUAAAUAGGAAAUACAUCAACACAAGACUUCAUCCUUUAAUUUCUCCAUCCUGCGAGUGAUGUUAUGUCAUGUCAUGCUAUCAGAUAUUUAACCAUUUGGGCAUGAAAAAUGACUGAAACACACGAGGAGUCUAAAAACAGAAGGGGGAAUAGAAGAAUUAUCACAAGUUAUCUAUUGCAACAGAAAGUCACUAUCCUGCGGAUCACCUUAACCAAAGCCCCAUUCAACCUGUGCUGCUUCUCGUUGAAAUUAUGCCACAUGUGGGAG